This is a messenger RNA of Hypoxylon fragiforme, 1186 nucleotides long. RefSeq lists its product as uncharacterized. NCBI's taxonomy places the organism in Eukaryota, Fungi, Ascomycota, Sordariomycetes, Xylariales, Hypoxylaceae. The record is from RefSeq and is a predicted model, not a curated record. The transcript has 3 exons. Bases 132 to 989 code for a protein of 285 amino acids.
UUAAAUUGGCGGAAUAUGUAGAUAGAUAGGAGACUGAUGAAACCCGGGUAGAUUCCAACUCAUAGCAUAUCUACGUGGCCGUUAUCACACCCUACCUAUUUUCUAUACUUACCUAGGUACCUAAUCUAAUCAUGAGUGUUCAGGAUCUUGCUCGAUCGCUUGCUGCCGUCGGCUCAGUAAAGCCCCCGGGUGACGGAGACGAUGGCAUUUACCUCCUAACGGUGAGAGACGGCGACCUUGUCGAGAAGCACUGGGUUGGCGAUAACCUCCAGAGCGAGAAUGUAAUUGCCUCCGACGUGAGGGACGACACCUCGGCAUCAUAUUUGCUUGGUGUUGAGCCAGGGCUUCGUCUUGUUGUGUUUAUCGACCAGGACAAUGCCAUUCAAUGCUAUUCAUACAACGAAGACAUCGAAGAGUGGGAAGAGACACCACUCGGCAGCAAAUGGAACAUCACCACGAGCUCGGAGAGCAAGCUCAGUGCGAUCCUCGGCCCCGAAGGCGACAUCGUGGUCUCAUACCAAGACCAAACCGGACGCCUUGCCGGUAUCAUGAGCGCGAGUAGCAAAACAUGGAACGCCUUUGGCCCCCUUGAGGGCGACCCCGUACCCGGGACACCACAGUGUCUUGAGGUCAUUGACGACAAGUUGCACCUUUUCUAUGUCGAGAUAGACAGCGGGGUCAGCUAUCUGGUCCACGACCCCAAGACAGGCAACUGGACAGCCGAUGUGAUCGAGAACACCAAGUUCGAUACCGCUAUCGAGAAAUUUGUCGUGGCCAAAGACUCCGAGACGGGCUCUUUUCAGAGUUACUUCCUCACCGGUGGCUCCUUGUGGUGCGUCGACGGGGUCAAGGAGAAGAUAUGCUUGGGCAAGGUUGAUAGCGAUGGGAAGUUGAUACCUUCGGACAGGGCCCAGGCAGGGUGGAAGGUCAAAUGGAAAGGGGCUAGAAAGGUGGUGGUGAAGAAGAGAAAGAUCGUAAUCUAUUACUGAUCUAUAACAUGGUGGAGGGACUGUGUGUAUUCAUUCGUAAGAGCAUUUGACUUUUACGAGACUGAUUCCAUUAGGUACCUACCUAGGUUACAUAGGUCUCUAGCCCCACAUCAUCGGAAAGGGGGUUGAGCUUUUAGAGGUUGAGAGUUAAAGAAGAUUGGUACCUACCUAGUGGCUUCCAAUGAAUGAAAUCUUGA